AUGGGUGUCCCGAAUAGCGACUUACAGGACCUUGAGCGCCAGCGUCUCCAGCUGGAAGGAAAUAUCCGCAAACUCCAGGAAUCCCUCUAUCACUGGCGGACGUGGGAGGCCGAAUACGACGGGCUGAUCGAGGAGGUCAGGGCUCUUGAUGAUGACGCUACCACUGACGAAUUACUGGGCGCUGGUCUUGAACUGGACGGGUCUCUCGUUAACGAGGACGAAGUGAAGACCAUCGUGGGGGUUAAGGAGGGUACGACUCGGACUAAGCAACAGGUGGUUGAUCUUGUCACGAGGCGCAUCGACUACGUCAAACAAAAUGUCGCAACGAUGGAGAAGCGACUGCGCACGGAGGAGAACAAGCUCCAGGCGCUGAAUGACCUUGAACAAAUCCCUACCGAACCCGCCGCCGACUACCCGAUGACGGAAAUCGUCGAGGAGCUCGAUGAGGAUGGCAACGUGAUUUCGAGCUCGACCGCAACACCAGGGAAUGAGGCCUCUGAGCUUUUGGACAUUUUAAAGAAGGCUGGUGUCAAGGAUAUCCCGGAUGCGCCGAGGGCAGAUAAGGUGACCGAGACUGAAAGCGCCCACUCGGCUGAGCAGUCAGACACACCUAUACAGGGGGUCCAGCCGAAAACUAGUGAACACCGCCAGACUCCGAGCCAGAACGAGACCCAUGAGGAAUCACGAGAAGCGCGCGAUGUGCCCGUGACCAAGGUGGACGAGUCACCCGAGGAUGCACAGCUGCGUCGAGAGAUGAUACGAUAUGGUCUUGACGAAGUCGGGGCCGUUGUGGCGGAACUCGAGUUGGAUGAGGAGGCCAGCGACGUCUCGAUUGAUGACUACGACGAUGUAUACGAUUAUGACGACGAGGAGGAAGAAGACGAGUUUGGACGGAGCCGAACUGUUCUGGAUGAGGAUUAUCAUCGACAGAUGCGCGAGCUGGAAGCUAAGUUGAACGCGCGAGGAAUGUGGAACAUGGGCAAGGACACUGCGACGCUCCCGGAUGAAGUGAAGAAGGAGCUGGAGCAACCAGCCGUGGUUCGAGUCGAGAGAACCAGCGACUCAGCAGACAAGCUGGCCGAGAAGAAGAAGCCGAAGAAGAAAGUGGCUUUUGCUGAUGACCUGGACAUUGCGCCUGCUCCCAAGCCUCCUGUCUCCGAGAAGAAGGUUACGCCGGUCCGGCAGUCUGAUAUUCCCGUUGUGUCCGACGCGGUUGUCGAACGUUCCGAGGCGGCAGAUAAGGCUGCCUCCUCAAGCAAUGCGCCCAAAAAGACAUCCCGUUUCAAGUCUACUCGCGGUGCUCCCGGUACCGCUCUGACUGAACCAUCUCUUGCACCGACACUGUGCGGUGACAAAGCGCUACGAAAGCCGGUCACGUCAGCGUCACCGUCUUCCCUGCCGCUUUUCCCAGCCAAGCCACAGGAAUCCAAACCCUUCUCUCAGCCAAUCUCUGACCUUUCCGAUGCACAGCCUGCGCAUAGAGGGCCGGAAGGGAAGAUCCUUGCGGACACGCUCGUUGAGCGCGAAAUCUCCGACGAUGCCGCUGCCCCACCGGAACCGGACGAGCUCGAUGAGCAACUGCACAGGAAAGAGAUCGCCAGUGAAUUUUACAGGAUGAGGAACCGCGUGAUCCAACAGAAUGGAGGCUUCCUCGAGGAGCCUGAACAGGUACCUGUUGAACCUGAGGAGGCGCCCAGGCGUGUGAGUAAAUUCCGCGCUGCGCGGAUGAGUUCCCGGAAUCUCCGUCGCCGUUCCGUGCGGAUCUGGCGCGAUGACCAUAUCUUUUUCAUGAUACCUAGACGUGCCUAA
Aspergillus terreus NIH2624 is the source of this 1809-nucleotide messenger RNA. Its product is annotated as prefoldin-like protein. The transcript has 3 exons. NCBI's taxonomy places the organism in Eukaryota, Fungi, Ascomycota, Eurotiomycetes, Eurotiales, Aspergillaceae. Gene Ontology annotation, molecular function: chromatin binding; transcription corepressor activity; phosphatase inhibitor activity. The record is from RefSeq and is a predicted model, not a curated record. Gene Ontology annotation, biological process: negative regulation of transcription by RNA polymerase II; negative regulation of phosphatase activity. The coding region runs from base 1 to 1809 and encodes 602 amino acids.